UCCUCCUUGAGUUCAGCUGUAAAUACUGGAAUAUUCCCAUCAGUCUACAAGUGAAGACGAGCAUCAGACCAUCAGGAAGAAGAGAAAUCUGCAAAGACAGAGUUUAUUGAAGGACAGUGAGAAGAUGAGUGAUCCAGAACCCUGCAGAAUUAAACAGGAAGAGACUGAAGAACUAAUAGGUGUGAUGGUGAAGGAGGAGAGUGAAGAACUGAAUGAAGAUGAGGAGAAACAUCAUGUCAAAAGUGAAGAAGAAGCUCAAUCAGAGACUGAAGAUAGUAUUUUAAUGGAAAGAACUGCUGUAAAUGGUUUCACCUGCACUCAGUGUGGAAAGAGUUUCAAGAACAAACACCUUCUCAAGCGUCAUGUGAUGAUCCACACCGGAGAGAAACCUUACAAGUGUUCAGACUGCGACAAGAGAUUCAAUGAUUCAGGAAACCUGAAGACACACGAGAGGACUCACACUGGAGAGAGACCGUAUCACUGCACUGCUUGUGGGAAGAGUUUCACACAAUCAUCUUCUCUGCGAACACACACAAAACACAAUCACAACCUGAUGGCGAAGGAGGAGGAGAGCGAAGAACUGAGUGAAGCCGAGAAGGUCAACGUUAGCAUUCACAUAAAGGAGAAAGCUUAUUCAUGUACUGUGUGUGGAAAGAGUUUUAAACAUCAGUCGAGUUUAAGUCAGCAUCAGAUGAUCCACACUGGAGAGAAACCUCACAUGUGUAUGCAGUGUGGGAGGAGUUUUGGACAAUUGUCAAACCUUAUUCAACACAUGCUCAUUCACUCUGGAGAAAAGGCGCACAAAUGUGAUCAGUGCGGCAAACGAUUUUUUAGACACUCACAUUUGAAGAACCAUCAAAGCGUUCAUACAAAGGAGAAGCCUUAUUCGUGCGCUUUAUGUGGAAAGAGUUUUACACGGCAGUCGAGUUUAAGUCUGCAUGAAAAGAUCCACACUGGUGUGAAAGAGCAUGUGUGCUUUGAGUGUGGGAAGACUUUUUUUCAAGCCGGAUAUUUGAAGCGACACCAGAGGAUUCACACUGGAGAGAAACCGUACGCGUGUUCACACUGCGACAAGAGAUUUGUUUGGUCAGAAUGUCUGAAGGUACACGAGAGGACUCACACCAAUGUGAUCAAUGCCGCAAAACGUAUAAAGGUCUGAAGAAACAUCUUCGGGUCGAGGCACCAGGGGCGCCGCUGGCUGCCACGGGCCCUCUGACAAGUGAUCGCU
Messenger RNA from Danio aesculapii, 1228 nucleotides. RefSeq names its product zinc finger protein 135-like. Gene Ontology annotation, molecular function: RNA polymerase II cis-regulatory region sequence-specific DNA binding; DNA-binding transcription factor activity. The record is from RefSeq and is a predicted model, not a curated record. The coding region runs from base 125 to 1159 and encodes 344 amino acids. Gene Ontology annotation, biological process: regulation of transcription by RNA polymerase II. The transcript has 3 exons. NCBI's taxonomy places the organism in Eukaryota, Metazoa, Chordata, Actinopteri, Cypriniformes, Danionidae.